UCGAUACCAGAAGCAGCCACGUGUGCACCAGAAUUCUCACACGUGUCCUCCCUUCCCUCUCCUUUUCCUCUUCUACAUUUCUCCACUAGCAAGUACUGCAUUUUCAUUAUCACACUCAGAAAAAAAUUCAUCCAUUUCGGUUUCAAUACAACAGAAAAACAAGAAAGCAAGAAGAAAAUAUGAGUGGGAGCAGUAAUUUGGAAACAAGAUCAAUCAUUGAUGAGCUUAGGAACUUUGACAAAAAUGGGCUCUUUGAUUUAGGCCACCCUCUUCUCAAUCGCAUUGCUGAAAGCUUUGUUAAAGCUGCUGGGAUUGGUGCUACUCAAGCUGUGGCUCGGGAGGCGUAUUUUACCGCUGUUGAAGGUGCAGGGGUGGACACUUCUAGUGGUAUUCCACCGGAAAUUUCUGCUGGUAAAAAGCACCAUUUUCCUAACCUCAGAGGGGAAACCAAUGCCAAGACCGUGGAGGCCUUGGUGAAGAAUACAGGGAAAGAAUCUCUUCAAUGGGGAUUGGCUGCUGGGAUGUACUCAGGUCUAACCUAUGGGCUAAAGGAAGCUCGUGGAGUUCAUGAUUGGAAAAAUAGUGCCUUGGCUGGAGCAGUCACUGGGGCAGCAUUGGCAUUAACUUCGGAUGAUCAUUCGCACGAACAGAUAGUUCAGUGCGCCAUAACCGGUGCAGCCAUAUCAACUGCCGCGAAUCUCCUGACUGGAAUUUUCUAAAUAAUUUGAACAUAUGCUGUUCUACCCAGUAGUGAUGUUUGGAGUUUAGUUUUUGGAGUUCAGGUUUUGCUAAUAUUAUUGUCUUUUAGAUAAAGGUGACCUGGUUUUUGGUUAUGAACUCCAGUUUCCCGGACAAAUCAGGGAUAUGAUUUGGCUUAUGUUUUAUGGAUUUUCUUUUUUUUUUUCUCGUUUGUUUGGUGUCAUCAAGGCAUUACUUCCAAGUAUCCUGGUUCAACAUUUGCAUUCAAAUUAAGGUACAACUGUAGUGAAAUGCGGAUGGCAAGGCUUCAAUUUCAGACGUUGCUGGUUCUGUUGCAGCUAAACCUGCAGAUUAACGAGAAAUACGCGAUAUGAUGCUUUCUUUGCAAAAUUUAACCAUCUUGUUCCUCUUUAAGGAAUUUUUUUGUUAUUGAUGAUUUGCUGGCUGCAACAUCAAUCAGACCAUUCAUUUUUUUGAACGAGUAUAUAUGUGAC
Molecule: messenger RNA, 1193 nt
Organism: Oldenlandia corymbosa var. corymbosa
Lineage: Eukaryota; Viridiplantae; Streptophyta; Magnoliopsida; Gentianales; Rubiaceae
Source: the annotation of a GenBank genome assembly